Molecule: messenger RNA, 2932 nt
Organism: Salvelinus fontinalis (brook trout)
Lineage: Eukaryota; Metazoa; Chordata; Actinopteri; Salmoniformes; Salmonidae
Product: protein LBH-like
Exons: 4
Coding region: 598-960 (120 amino acids)
Source: RefSeq, a predicted model, not a curated record
AAUUUUGGCUAAAUCACACUUUUCUACAAUUUUACUCUCUAAAAUGUGAUUUAUUACCUAACUGUAACACUAACCUUAACCACACUGCUAUCCUUAUGUCUAACCUUAGAUUAAGACAAAGAAAAACACAUUUGUGUUUUCAUGAAUUUGCCAGCCAAUCAGCAUUCAUGGCUCAAAUUACUCAGUACAUAAUUUUGCAUAUAGUCAUAGUGUACAGUCAGAAUAAUCAAUUGCUCGGCUCUCUCUAUCCUACCCGUUGUCUCAGUACAAACAUUUCGCUACACCCGCAAUAACAUCUGCUAAAUAUGUGUAUGCGACUAAUACAAUUUUAUUUUAUUUUGAUUUGAAGUAGGCUUUGGUGUGAAGUCGACUCGACCGAGUGCGAAAGUGCGCAUGCUCCAGCACUAGCGUGCGUGGGAAACUUCAUUGGGGACGUCACGGUGUAUACGGACACAUGUCUACCGGAUUUCUAUCACUGUUCUGAAAAAAAAGCCAUUCUGAAGAAAAUAUAUUUUGUUGCAGUGUUUUCACUGGACAUCUAGCCUACCUCAACUCAGUUUGAAAGGACAUAAUACGUUUAUUAACGCUCCAAACAGGAUGACUAAGGUGAUUAACACACAGGAACCUGUGAUGGAGGACUUCAGUGUAGCUGGAGCUGUGUCAGGGGAUCAGGGCAGAUCCUUUCAGAUUUUCCCAGAUACCCAUGAGCGGAAUCCCAAGCUGUCCAAGAGACUUCCCUCUAUUGUGGUGGAGCCCUCUGAUGGGGGCAAUGUGGAGAGUGGGGAACUACGCUGGCCCCCUAAGGAUCCCAACUCUGCUGAGGUCCCAAGUGGGAUACAGCCCUACAAACACACAACUCUUCAGACCACACAGGAUCAGACUGCAGAUGAAGAUCUGAAUCUUAGGGUGCAGGACAGCAGUGAAGUGGUGUCUGGGGCUGUAGUGGAGGAAUCUAACUGAGAAGAUCAUCCAUCCACCUCCACAGCUGCUCUCGCUGUGAAUGUGUCCAGAGUAAGAUAGAUAGGCAGGGGCAUGGAAGAGAGGGUAGGAGGUACUUGGAGGGUCGUAACCCUUACCUGCACACUGCCAGAACACCUAUGAUUUAAUUUGGAUGUUUAAGCUGGACAGCGUUCUGUAAAGCUGUCUUAAAUAUCUUGCUCACAUUUGCCAUACUACUGGUGGUAGCUACUUUCUGCAGUUUUCAUAUACAUGCAAACUAGAUCACAGCUACGCAGCACUCUCAAAGCUGCAAUAUGUAACUUUUUGGGCGAAACGACGAUUUGAGUUUUAUAGAUGUGAGUUUUAUAGUUGUAUAUUGUCAUUCUCAUUGGAAGCAAGUCUAAGAAGUGGUAGAUAUGUUCUAGGUCCGCUAUUUCUAUGCUUCCCAUUCUUAAGUUUUGUUUUUGCUUUCGCUUUUGUACACCAGCUUCAAACUUCUGAAAAUACAACAUUUUUGGUUAUUGAAAAGAUAUUUCACAGCGGUUUAGAUGCUUGUUUUUUCACAUAAACUCAAAUUAGGCAAACUAUUCUAAUUUUAACAACCAGGAAAUGAGAGCGAUUUCUGCAUAUUGCACCUGAAUCAUUUUGUUGUCCUCUCUCUGUAGAAAUGCUGAUACUGUGUAAAAAAAAUGGAGUACCUUUUAAGAACUGAGGUGUUUUUGAAAAGCAGCAUUUAAAGUUGUGUCCAGCAUAUAUACUCCAAGUAAAAUUUAAGAUGCAUAAAGUGGUUACAACUGUGGGUAUUCGUGUGUAGUGAAAAACUACUAUUCUGGUUGGCAAUUUUUUGCGUCUGGCUUCAUAUGUGUAAGCGUAAUUUUUUUUCUUAAAUUUCUUCUACUAUAAAAAGCAACAGCUUAACAUCCAGAGAUAAUCAUAGUUGUUACAAUCCAUGACAGUGAAAAUGCUGUGUAAUGUAUUUACCGCAACUGCAUUUGUCUAAUCUGCAGUUUUUAUAAACAGUAAAAAUGUGAGUGCUUAGAUUGAAGCCUCAUGUAUUGCAUAAAUAAUAGUCUUUAGGCUUGCCAAAGUUUUUUGUUACCUUGAUUUUUGUCAGCCUGUGCCUAUAUACCUAUCCAACACUCUCUCACCCCAUUCAUGUAGAUCCCCUCCCAACCACACACAGUCCUGGCUUGCAAUCCCCAUGUCUGAUGGCUCACGUGAAUCUGGUUUCCUGGUAAAGGUCAGAUACAAUGUUUUCAUCUAGACAUGAGUGGCAGGGUCUCAAUCUUAUUUCUCCAUCUCUUUCCUUUUUGAAUGUGACCUUUCAGCUGACUGUUUAGUGAAGGACCCACUCCUGGGAAAACGAGUGGGCAGAAUUGGAGAGCAAGGAGUGAGACGGAGAAAAAAAAAAAUAUGGUGUAGAUAACCUUUUGACAUUUGAAAAAAAUAUAUAUUUUUGAGAAAUAGAAGAUCAAUACUGUGCACUACUUAAGCCUUGCAGGCCUUAAUGCUCAAAUCAGUUUUGUUUUUCAAAUCCAUUUUGGACUACUGUCUGUCCAAACAGCAAGUUACAAGUGAACAAAUCAGAUUUGUGUGUUCAGACAGCAGUCAUUUGCUGAUAAGGCUUUGCUAGUUGUCAUAGAAAUUGCGGGUGUGUGUGGAGUCAGUGGUGUAAAGUACAGUACUUAAAACAAGUUGUUUAUUGGGGUAUCUGUACUUUACUAUUUAUAUUUUUGACAGCUUUUACUUCAUUACAUUCCUAAAGAAAAUAAUUUACUUUCUACUCUGUACAUUUUCCCUGACACCCAAAAGUACUUGUUACAUUUUUACAGGAAAAUGGUCCAUUCACACACUUAUCAAGGGAACAUCCCUGGUCAUACCUACUACCUCUGAUCUGGUGGACUCACUAAACACACAUGCUUUGUUUGUAAAGGAUGUUGGAGUGUUGGAGUGUGACCCCAGCUAUCAGUAAAUUAAAGAAACAAGAAAACGG